AUGCUCUGCCAGGAGCCUCCCCUUAGUCUCCGUGGGACAGCAAGACUGUUCAAAAACCUGCACGUGGAUGUCAGCGCCCUGGGCGGCAGCUUUGACUCUGAGGAGAACAGCAAAGCAGCGGAGGAAAACUGUGGCAGCCGGUUAGCUGAUGUUGCCGAAGCUGAUCUCCAGCACCCAGGGAGUCCCGCAGAGGAAGCUGGCAGGCUGAGAGAGAAGGAGUCUUUAAAAUCAAGACACGCUGAAGAAGGGCAAGAGUCUUCCUUGGAUUCUGACGCUGCGUGCCCUCCGACUCCAGUUCAAGUCCUUCCCGGAGAUGCUGACAGUAGCCUGUCUGGCCAGAACAAGGAGGAGUCCGAUGGGAAGCUCGCUGGGAAUGAACUACUGGGCACGCAAGAUGCCGAGGUGGAAGGUGACACCUCGGCAGCUGAUGAGCUGCCACGGUCUCUGGGGGAAAGGAGCGCAGCAGGGACAGAUGUGGCCAGCGGUCCUGGGCAACCUCGAGCUGCAUCUCCGGCUGCUGAAGCCGCUGAGGCAGAUCAGCUGGCAAGCCCGGCCGCCGCGGUCGACGCCGUGUCUGUUGGUGAAAAGACAGCGAAUGAAAUGAGGGAAGAAGCAGCAGCUGAUCUGAAAACAGACAGCAGGCUGGAUGCUGGCAAACUUUCAAAGGCAUCCGAGACCAGCGAGUGUGGGGAGGACUUGCAAGUCUCUAACAGCUCGGACCGUGAGCUGCUUCGGCCUAUGGACUUGGGCUUCCGGAGCCGCCUUUCUGAGCAGGUACUGGAUGUGGGGGUUCUGUCUCCUGCUUUGGACAGCCCCACGUGCAAGGCCCAGGAGCUGGGAGAAGAGGAAAAAGACCAAAGCAAAGCCAGUGUAGAGGAAGAGCAAAGCAAAAGAACAAAAGCUGCUGAGAGUGAGGGGGAUCAAAGCGCUUGUGCAACAGCGGAAGAGAAGUGUGUUGCUUUAGAAAAUCCCAAUCAGGAGGAGGCUGUGGCCCAGGAGCCGGAGGAGGGAUCGCUGGAUAGCCUAAUCAAUCUGGAGGAGCUUGCUGCCCCGCAGAAAGCGCAACCUGAGAAGGAAAUCAAACAGGAGCAGUCCUCGAACCAGCCUAGUGAAGAAUCCCUGGAGGGAAUAGCCAUGGAGAUGGAGAUUGAGCCUGAGCAAGAGAAAAUGCAUUUAUUGCAAGCAAAGAAGGAGAAAAUUCAGCAAUUCCAGGAGGAGAUGAGGCAGCAGGAGGAGGAGGAAGCUGAGAAGCUUCAUCAGCAAAAAGAAAAAUCCCUCAGGACUCUAAAAGAAGAUUUGGCAAAGGUUUCUGAGGAGGAAGAGUUGCGUGUCCGAAAGGAAGAAACUGAGAGACUCUCAAAGCUGCGAGCCAAAAUCGCCUCAGAGACCGAGGCAGAGAAGGAGAAGAUAAGGGCAGAGCAAGAGGUCACGCUGCAGAAACUGAGAGACGAGUGGGAAUCGCAGCAGGUAAUGGAGAAGGAGAGCCUGGAGAGGAAGCAGCAGCUGGUUUUGGAGAAAAUGAAGCUGGAAAUGGAGGAAGCUCAGCAGAAAGAGAUGACUGAGCUGGAACAAGAGAAGGAACAAUUCCUGAGUGAGCUCAAGGAGAGAUUAGACAGGGAAAAGAAGAAGGCAGUAGAAGAGCUGGAGAAACAGUUUGCAGCUGAACUCCAGCAGCUGAAAUCUGCAGCGGAAGAGAAGCAUCAUAAGGUCAUUUCCAGCCUGCAAACCCAGAUAGCAGAGGCACAGAGGAGCGAGGAGGCUCAGCUGCGUGAAGACUUGCAGAGAGCAGAGCAGAAAGCGCAGCAAAAAGCGUAUCAAGUAACAGAAUACGAACACGAGCUCAGCGAGCUUAUGAGAGAAACACGCCAGGAAGUGGAAAAAGACCACGAGAGGAAAAUGGAGAGGAUGAAAGAGGAGCACCAGGAGGUCCUUGCACGGAUUCAGGAUCAGUACGAGGAGGAGGAGAGAAAGCGAAGAGCAGAGCUGGUUGAAGGCCUGCGAAGUGAGAUGGUGCGCCUCCGACAGCUUCAUGAAGCGGAGGUGAGCCUGCAGGCGGAGCUGGACGAGCGGCUCGCUGCAUUGCAGCACAGGCACAGGGAGAAGGAAAGAAAACUCCAGGAUUCGGAAAACGAGCUUGAAAUGCGCACAAAGACAGUCAAAGCCAGAUCAGUGCAGCUCCUUAGCCAGGAGGAGUCUCUGAGAAAGAAAAGGCAGCAGCUGCUGGAUGAAGACAGACGGACUGAGCUAGAAAGAGAGGAAGCUGCUUUAGCUUCUCAGCUCCGCCUCGAGGAGAAUAGGAGGGAGCACGCCAGCCUCCUUGAGUCCACCCGGCAACUGCGCCGGUCUCUUGAAGAGCUCCAGGACCAGAAAGCUGAGCUGGAGGCCCAGGUGGACUUGUUGCAGACCCGAAGCCAGAGGCUGCAGAAACGCAUCGGUGAGCUGGAGGCAGCUGUCAGGAGCAAACAGGAGGCCUUGAAAGAACUGGAGGCAGAAGAAAGUGUGGAGUCUCCAAGAAGGAAAGCUGAGCUCCAUGUUGAAGACCUGAGAGAAACUAUUCAAGCUCACUCAUCCGGAGAGCCUGCUUCCCCACCCUCUCAGAGCCAUGAGGACAGCGACUUCCAAUUUGAUCACGUCAGGAGCUACAUCUCCGCGGAAGGGAUCUCUAUCAGGAACGCCAAGGAGUUCCUGGUGCGCCAGACCCGCUCCAUGAGGAAGAGGCACACGGCCCUGAAAGCUGCAAAGCAGCAGUGGCGCCAAGAUAUGCGGAAAGCGCAGGAGGCGGUGCAGGAUCCCGACAGCUCCCAGCUCCGAGGCGUGCGCAAGAACCUGGAAGAGGAAGCAAAGCAGUUGGACAAGAUGAAGUCGGCUAUGCGGAAAGGACAGGUGCUGCUGAAGAAGAAAGAAGAGAAGCUGAGCCAGCUGGAGUCCUCGCUGCUGGAGGAGCUUUCAGAUGAAGAUACGCUGAAGAGUGCUGCAUGCAAGAAGGUGGUGACUUUUGAUCUCAGCAACUCUGAGGACACAAACAGCACAUCCAGCGUAAAUCUACGUCAGCCUAAAUUUGAUUUGAGAACCGAUUUACGGCCUGCCCCCCAGCUGGACAAGAUCCAGUACUUGACAGACUCUCUGCAGCGCAUCACUAGUGAGCUGAACGGGGUCCUCGGCAUCUUGGGCUCUCUGAACAACCGGCAGUCUCCGCUCUUCGCCUCGACGCCCUGCGACGGCGUCCCUCUUUCUACGUAUGCCUCCUUGGCAGGACUUCAGGCAGGCGGCUCGCCGCUGCCGCCCGCCGGGGUGUCUCUGGUGGACCAGUGGGCCUGGAGCACUGGGCUGAGCUCUAGUAGCUCUUUCGCGGCUAGACAGUCAGUGGACAGCAUCCUGGCAGAGAAAUGGCACAAGUAUUUCCCAGGUGGGUUCCCGUCGCUCAGUGGAAGUUCCAAGCCUCUGGACAACAAGCUGGGAUACGUACCUGCAGAUGAGCAAAUACGGCUGUUCCAGCACUCCCAGUUCCAGAGCCGUGAGUCAGACAAGAUGAGUAUUCAAGGAAUGAUUGAGACCAACAAGAAAUGGCUAGAAGACUUCAAGAGGGAUUCAAAAGUACCUCUCUUCCCCGGUGCACAGAAGCCCCCAGCCAGCAGCCCCAGCCUACUCCAGCUCGGACUGGAUGAAAACAGACAGAUUAAAGUGUACCAUUACUGAAAGGUGGGACUCGGCU
Molecule: messenger RNA, 3712 nt
Organism: Gymnogyps californianus (California condor)
Lineage: Eukaryota; Metazoa; Chordata; Aves; Accipitriformes; Cathartidae
Gene: CEP164
Product: centrosomal protein 164
Source: RefSeq, a predicted model, not a curated record